This is a messenger RNA of Diaporthe amygdali, 1851 nucleotides long. RefSeq lists its product as uncharacterized. The record is from RefSeq and is a predicted model, not a curated record. Gene Ontology annotation, biological process: attachment of GPI anchor to protein. Bases 1 to 1851 code for a protein of 616 amino acids. Gene Ontology annotation, cellular component: membrane; GPI-anchor transamidase complex. Lineage: Eukaryota; Fungi; Ascomycota; Sordariomycetes; Diaporthales; Diaporthaceae. The transcript is spliced from 3 exons.
AUGUCGCGGCUCCUAUCUGGCGCCCUGCGCCUCCGUCGCGACCCGCGCCUUCUGAAGCUGCCGCCCUACAUCUCCCUGCUGUGCAUCGUCGUCGGCGUCGCAUGGCUGCUGAUGCUACCGCAGAACGACUACUCGCGGCGAACCUACAUCUCCGAGAACGCCCUGCUGCCGGGCCAGGUGCACACGUAUUUUGGCGGCAGCGACCAGAACGUCUUCCGGGCGUACAAGCAUGAGGUGGACGGGCUCGUGGGGCGAAGCAACGUUGAGGUCAAUGACGGGCUGGAGGGCAUCUUCAAGGCGGUAGGGCUCAAGGUCGGCCGACAGGACUUCACAUACUCGAGCUCCGGCAACACAUACGCCGGCGAGAACAUCUACGCCAUCCUGCAGGCGCCGCGGGGCGACGCUACCGAGGCCAUCGUGCUGGUCGCCGCAUGGAGGAACGUCAAGGACGAGCACAAUAAGCGGGGCGUCGCGCUCCUCCUGACGCUGGCGCGCUACUUCCGGCGGUGGUCGCUGUGGUCCAAGGACAUUAUCUUCGUGGUGCCACCGGACAGCCUGGCGGGCCCGCAGGCCUGGGUUGAUGCUUACCACGACGCGCACGACACGCGGCACAUCGACCCGCUGCCGAUGAAGUCCGGGGCGCUGCAGGGCGCCAUCGCCCUCGACUACACGCAGGAGCACCGCUUCCAGUCGGUUCACAUCGUGUACGACGGCAUCAACGGGCAGCUGCCCAACCUGGACCUCAUCAACAGCGUCGUCAACAUUGCGGGUGGGCAGAUGGGCAUCGGCGUGUCGAUACAGGAGAUGUGGUCGCACAGCGACUCGUACGACGACAGGCUGCGCACCAUGCUGCGCGGUAUGAUGAAGCAAGGCCUAGGAAUGGCGUCCGGCCCGCACAGCAGCUUCAUCCCCUACCACGUCGACGCCGUCACCAUCCGCCCAUACGGGGAGGGUUGGCAGGACGAGAUGGCCAUGGGCCGCGUCGUCGAGGGCACCUUCCGCUCCCUCAACAACCUACUCGAGCACCUGCACCAAAGCUUCUUCUUUUACCUACUCAUGCACAAAGACCGCUUCGUCAGCAUCGGCACGUACCUACCGAGUGCGAUGCUGGUCGCGGCGAACUUUACGAUCAUAUCGAUUGCGCUGUGGGUCAAGAGUGGACAGGCUGGGGAGCCCGAAAAGCCAGCAGAGACGGGGAAAGAGAAGGGUGCGACCGAUGAAAAGGGGCCGGCCGAUGCUAUUUUGACACCGGCCACAGAGCGGGAUCUUUUCCUGCCUUUGGUUCUUGUCACUGGGUGCCAAUUCCUCGGGGUUGUGCCGUUCUACAUCUUCAACAACCUGCCAGAGGGCAUGCACACCCCCAUCUUCAUCCUCUUCGCAAUCCUCAACGUCGCCCUUCCACACCUUGCCUCCCACGUACUGACAACCAACUUCCGCCCGACGCUGCAGCAGUAUUCUCUAAUGCAAUCCUUCUCCCUGCUCCUCCUGGGCAUGUUUCUCUCAUCCCUGGCGACACUGAACUUCUCCCUCGCACUGAUGGUCGGCCUGCUGUCGACGCCGCUGUCGUUCGUGCGGCCGUGGCCCGCACUCCCCGCCGCGAGGUGGGCGUCAACGCUGUUGCUCAACCUGCUGGCGCCCAUGGCCGUGCUGGCGCUAUGGAGCGUGUACUGGUCUGGGUGGGGCAACCUGGGCGAGGUGCUGCGCGAGGCGGCGUUCGGGUGGCGCGUCUGGGGCAUGUACACCAGUGUCGUCGUCUGGGGCGUGUGGUGGCCCGCCUGGCUUGUUGGCGCCAUCGCAGUGCUAGGGCGGCCGGGGGCGGAAGCGAAGACGACGAGGGCUGUAGGCCAAUGA